AUGUCGGCUUCUGGGUUGACUGCAGCCGAUCCAGUGACAGCUACGUCUGGCGUUGCUGCUGCUGCUGUUGCUCUACCGGAAGACGAAACCGGCCGGGACCCGCAAGUCCCCGUUGUCGAGGGUUCGACCUCAGCCGAGGAGCUACCAGCAGCAACUAAGAGCAUCUCUGGUGGCGAAAAGAGGCCUCGUGAGGAGGAAGGUGAUGUAGGGGCGGAUUCUUCCAAUGAAGAACCCCCCACUAAGAAGGCAGCGGGUGAAGGAGAACAAGUACAGGAAACUGGAAAUCAGGCGGAGGUAACGCGGAAUGCUAUUGAGAUGAAACGAUCUGCUGACGAGACCGCUCCGGGCAUCAAUGGUGCACCUCCGAUCGGUUCUUCCAUCUCGGCGAUUCCUUUCGGCCCUGCUGCUCCGGACAGGCCGCUCGACCAUCAUCGCUGGGGAGCUGAGGCUGGGCCGUUCCGCCACACGUUGAAGGUUCCUCAGCACUGUGUGGCUCAAAUUAUCGGCCGAGGCGGAGCCAACUUGACGAGUAUUCGGAACACAUCUCGGUGUCACAUUGAGUGCGACCAAUAUACGAAGGAGCAAGGCUACUCGCUGUUUCACAUAGAUGGUCAGAACGACGAAGACUUACAACGAGCGAUCCGUGCAAUAGAGCGCCAGACCAAACCCAUGGAGCCUCUUGAGGGUGAGAUUCAGCAUAUCAUUCAAGUCCCGGAUGAUCGGGUUGGCGAUAUUCUUGGACCUCGCGGGUGCGUCGUGAAGGUCAUUGCAGAUCGCACGGGCUGCCGGAUUGAUAUGCAGCAGCGAGGUCUCCAGCGUGGCGAGGCGCGUGCCUGCAGAAUCAUAGGCACUCCUGCGGAAGUCCAAGCGGGCGUCAAAAUGGUAGAGGGCAUCCGAGACAACCUUAUCGAUGUGAAGGCUCUCAUAAGAGAGUUUGAAGAACUGAACCCCAACUUUCGUCGAGAUGAGUCAGAGCUGCGCUCCCCCGCUGGAUGGGGAUCUGGCGGCAAGGGCAGUGGCGGUUGGGACCAAUCAUACGGUAUGCGGACAGAAUAUGUUGCGCAUGCACCCUACGGGGCUUUCGGGGGCCAAGACCUAUGGUCUCAUCUUCUGCCGGCAUCGGGACCGAUUGAUAGAGCCGUUAUUGACGUACCCGCUGAAUGUGCUGGGCUUGUCAUUGGUCGUGGUGGUGAAAAUGUGAAGGGUUUGAAAUCACAGUGUAGCCUGUCGGAGUGUCAGAUUGAGAAAGGGACCGGCGUCGGGAGUCCAAGCAGCUCUGAUGCAAUUAUCGAUGAAGACUAA
This is a messenger RNA of Perkinsus marinus ATCC 50983, 1302 nucleotides long. RefSeq lists its product as hypothetical. NCBI's taxonomy places the organism in Eukaryota, Perkinsozoa, Perkinsida, Perkinsidae. Gene Ontology annotation, biological process: regulation of gene expression. The transcript is spliced from 7 exons. The record is from RefSeq and is a predicted model, not a curated record. Gene Ontology annotation, cellular component: nucleus; cytoplasm. Gene Ontology annotation, molecular function: mRNA binding. The coding region runs from base 1 to 1302 and encodes 433 amino acids.